UGCCUCCACACUACAGUCUCGAUCAUCAUCACCACAGGAAUCUUUGUUUUAUGUGUCGCUCUCCUCCUUAGCCCUCGCUAUUUCUUUCUGUUUGUUUUGUUUUUGUUUUUGUUUAUGUUUUUUUGGCCAGCAUGACGGAACUUGGACGUGUCAUUUGGGGGUAACAAUAGUAAUGGUCCGUUUCAAAUGUACAUUUUUUACCGAGCUGGAGUUGAGCUUAUCAUUAACAGUCCAAGUGGAUCCACACAACGGGAUGGAUGCAAAUGGGUAUGCAGUGCUGAAACUUUUUGUUGUGGGUUUGAUUGAACAUGAAACUCUGCACGCUGCUGUAACGAGCCUACGCUGCGAGUGCUGCUGAGGGAGGACAAAAACAAACAGAAUGGAACCGUCAAUGCAUGGAUGAUGGGGGGACUGUCAGCGACUGAGAGUUUCAACAUUGAACCCACGUCCUCUCGGCCGAGGAAAGCAUGCAACGAGUCCCGCUUGGAGUGGGAAGUGGAGGUCUGUGGUGAAGCCUUCAAACGGGACAUGGCCCACAUAGACCCUCAGCAUUGGUGUAACCUCACACACUUCAUCAGCGAGUACCAUCUCUUCACCCUCUGCACUGAGACCAAAUCACUUACCGUGCACUGCUACUGGCCCAAUCCACUGGUGGAGAGCUACAUCAUCCGCAUACACAAGCACUUUUUCUCCAACUGCACCAUGGAACAGGUGGCGUGGGUGGAUCCUCCAGAUAACACACUAACCAUCCUCAUCCUGAUUCCCGUUUUCCUCACUUUGUUUAUGAUUGCACUGGUGGUGUGGCGCAGCAAGAGGAGCGACAACCUUGCUUAGACAAUAUCGCCUAACCAUCAACGUACACAACAAAGGAAUUUGUUUUGAGUUGAUCAGUUGAUCUGCAAUUCUUGUAAUAAUAUCACAAAAACAAAACAGUCUUGUUUUAAUCCGUAGCACAAGUUUACCAACACAACCAAAAACCAUUUUGAUAAGUAGAAUAUUUGACUCCAACCACUAGGGGUGUGGGAAAAAAUCGAUUCGAAUUCGAAUCGCGAUUCUCUCGUUGUGCGAUUCAGAAUCGAUUCUCAUUUUUAAAAAAUCCAUUUUUUUUAAAUUAUUUAUUUAUUUAUUUAUUAUUAUUAUUAUUUUAAUUAAUCAAUCCAACAAAACAAUUCACAGCAAUACCAUAACAAUGCAAUCCAAUUCCAAAACCAAACCCGACCCAGCAACACUCAGAACUGCAAUAAACAGAGCAAUUGAGAGUAGACACAAACACGACACAGAACAAACCAAAAGUAGUGAAACAAAAAUGAAUAUUAUCAACAACAGUAUCAAGAUUAGUUACAAUUUUAACAUAGCAGUGAUUAAAAAUCCCUCAUUGACAUUAUCAUUAGACAUUUAAAAAAAAAAAAAAAAGAACAAUAGUAUCACAGUGGCUUACACUUGCAUCGCAUCUCAUAAGCCUGACAACACACUGUGUCCAAUAUUUUCACAAAGAUAAAAUCAGUCAUAUUUUUGGGUCAUUUAAUAGUUUAAAAACACAUUUACAUUAUUGCAAUAAGUUGAUAAAACAUUGUCCUUUACAAUUAUAAAAGCUUUUUACAAAAAUCUACUACUCUGCUUGCAUGUCAGCAGACUGGGGUAGAUCCUGCUGAAACCCUAUGUAUUGAAUGAAUAGAGAAUCGUUUUGAAUCGAGAAAAAAUCGUUUUUGAAUCGAGAAUCGUGUUGAAUUGAAAAAAAAAAAAGAUUUUGAAUCGAAUCGUGACCCCAAGAAUCGAUAUUGAAUCGAAUCGUGGGACACCCAAAGAUUCACAGCCCUACCAACCAGGCUAUUCUCAGAUUAUUGAAUGCAUGAAAAUGUCAUUUAGCAUCUUAAAAAGUUUGUUGAAAGUCUAUGGUGUUCUAUCCGUAGAGCUGUUGAGGCAGAAUUAUGCUCUAGUGUCACGUAGCUUGCAUUAUUGACGCCAACUCGCUCCUCCCCAUCCAAAGCCUCGUAAGUGCACCUCUAAAAAGAAUCGAGCUUCGGUCGCCAUUGUUUACCACACAACGCUUGUCCAUUGCUUUCAGUGAAGUUGUAUUGAGAAAAUGCUGUAAAAAGGCUGAAACACACAAAAAGUAGCACAGUUUAUGACAGCAUUGGAUUGCUGACUGAAUGAGCAUGGAGAUUGAUCAGCCCGCCCCGUUCGUACAAGGAGACAUGGUCUGUACAACAAAGCUUAGCUAGUAGAGGUGGGAAUCUUUAGGUACCUCAUGAUUAAAUUAAAUGUUGGGCUGUUUGAUUUUGAAUUAAACACAAUUUUCAUAAUAUAUUUUUUGCUACAAAUAUAUUACAAUAAUAAAACAUUUUCAAAAACAGGUUGAAAGUUACAAAAGCUCCUCUUGGCUGCUGAAGUACGACUUAAUAGGCACAGUGUUGACCUAAAAAACUUGUUUUUGUAGUUUAUUUAUAAUGAUAUUUACAAAAGUCACACAAUGUUAAUCAUCCAUCCGGUCAUUUUCUACCGCUUGUCCCUUUCGGGGUCACAUGGGUGCAGGAGCCUAUCUCAGCUGCAUUCAGGCAGAGGGCGAGGUACACCCUGGACAAGUCACCAUCUCAUCGCAGGGCCAACACAGAUGGACAGACAACAUUCACACUCACAUUCACACACUAGAGCCAAUUUAGUGUUGCCAAUCAACCUAUCCCCAGGUGCACGUCUUUGGAAGUGGCAGGAAGCCGGAGUAGCCGAAGGGAACCCACACAGUCACAGGGAGUCCACUCCACACAGAAAGACAAAUAGCAUAAAAAUAUUAUUUUUUUCUUUUGUUUUUUUAAUCUAUUUUGGAAAAUAUAUGAAUCGAUUUCGAAUUGGAAUAACUAAUAAUCGCUAAUCACUAAUAAUUUGGAUGUGAAUCAAUUUUUUGAACACCCCUAAUAACAAGGGUUGUGGUUAACCACUUCAGAAAAAGACUGCCCUCUAGUCUAUUGGAAGAGAUUUGCAAGUAAACAAAUGCUGUAAACCAGGGGCUAUUCAACUAAAUUGCUCCGGACGCAACAUUUUCAGAACUCUAUUUAAAGACCAGGCAGCCGGAUUUCUCCCUUCACUAUUAUGAAAACCAGCAUCCUCCGUACUGAACUUUUGUUUUUGGGUUAUUUCUUGUUUCUGAGUUACAAAUUUCAGGAUAGCCCUGUUAGGUAAAAUUCCUGGCUUUUAGAUUGUUAAAAUGUCAAUGCGAGGAUUUGCCAAUAUGCUUACACUGUUCCAAGUUCUCUAUACAACAAAAGUGCUGUAGCUGCAAAAAAAAUUCCCAUGUCUGGUGUUACUGCUGGACCAGAUUUUGCCCCCACACCGCCAGUUGAAUAGACCUGCUCUAAACGAACCAAGACACCAUCGGAGUACGCAAGCGGCGUAACGCAAGAGCCUAUUUCAAUCUUUAGAACACAAAAGCUGUGUCAAUUCUAUUGUUGGCAUUGUGGCAAAGUGGGUAAUAAAACUAAACCCAAUGACCAUAAUAUUGGCACUGCUGAGAAACACAAAUGCUUAUUGUAUUUAUGAGUGGUCUCAGGGGUAAAACACAAGAAUUAAAAACAACCUGCCUAAUUUUGUCUUUGUUGAUGUCUCUGACAUCAAUUGACCUUCCAAAUGAAAGCCCACUGUGUCCCUUUCAGAUGCCAAAGGUGUAACGUGCCAAGAGUUGCGAGAAAGCAAUUUAGGAUUUGAAUUCACUGCAUUCCAGUUUAUACUCAAGCAGUUAUUACACAAGAGCAGAUGUGAAGUUGGCUUCAAUCAAAAGUUUGUUUUGUACUAAACAGUUCAUUAGAUGCACGUUGGUAAGAGUAUAUUUGCCAAAACUAUUUAUUGUAUUUGCCUUAGAGGUAUCUGUGCAUCCAGUGGUUUAAAAAGUAUGACCUGGUGAAGACUUUGAGCCUUUCUAUGGCCAGCUGGACAUUCAAAGUGACCAGUGAGCAUGAAGGGUCAUGUCAGAAGCACUGUAUCCCAGCUAAAAGCCAAAACAUCCCAGUGACCCAAUUCUUUCAACUCGUGGAAAUAAGAUUCCCAGCGGACUGAAUUUGUUGAGUAUUUUUAACAUGAAACACAACAGGAUGAAAAGAAGCCCAAACUUGGACAAAAAAGACAUUCUGGAAGUUUCCACCCCCCUGUUGGAUUACUGAAGGGACAGUCGCCAGUGCAAAGGACAUACAUACAACACUACGAUUCAACUAGUUUGAGUCUUUUGUGGCUGUUUUAUACAAGUGUAACUUGUAUAAAUAUAUACUGUUGAAUAAAAUACUGUAAAUACACUGAGAUGUUUUAAUGUAGCUGUGAUCCUCAGUCUGUGCCUCACUUGUGUCAAUAAAAGGUAAAUAUAACUGUUUUUACAAAAAUCAUCCCAGUUUGACAUUUAAUGUUCACCCUUCAUUUAGCUAUAUUCCAGCUGGAUUGUUUAUCUGUUGACCGGAUGCACAUUAUGUUUUUAUUUCUUGACACUUUACGCUGUUUCCUUCACAAUGACCUUGCAUUUUUGUAAAUGUUCAGUGUACAAAACAUAAUGUUGUCAAAAUGACUGUUAUGGCUUCAUAAGCCUACAAACUGCUCCUGGAUCAUAACCCAAAGUAAGGGGGAAUUUACAUAGCCCCACUCCUGGGUGGAUCUUGUGUGAGAGGAAGGUGGGGGUUAAUAAUUUAGCAAUGCGGUCUGCUAAAAAUGAUGGAAAGUGUUUACAUAGCAACCACUGUGUGGUCAAAGUUGGAAUUGCCACAAAACACAUUUUGAGAUAUUUAACACACAGCUGCCAUCGGAUAAAGUGGAUAGUGCAACCCCCCAAAUUGUCACCUUUCAUAUGUUAGGUAAAUCGCGACGAAUGGAGACCUGUGAAUCCCCUUCUUACCGUAAACCAUCUUGAAUAUUGAGUAUAGACUAUUUGUGCUGUCCAAUGAUUCAUCUUUAAAAUUGGAUAAAUCACAGUUUGGAAAUUAGAUUAAUGCAAAUAAUUGCCAUAUAUUACUUGCUUGCAGAAUUUAAUUUAACUUUGAAAAAGACUGAUGUUUUAACACAAAUGUCCUUUUAUUGUCAAAAUGGACGGUGUGGCUCUAUUGGUAGAGUGGCUGUGCCAGCAACCUGAGGUUUUCUGGUUCGAUCCCCAACUGCUGCCAUCCUAGUCACGUCCAUUGUGUCCUUGAGCAAGACACUUCACCUUUGCUCUUGAUGUGUUGCAUGACAGCUCCCACCACCAGUGUGUGUGAAUGGGUGCAUGUGGAAGUAGUGUCAAAGCGCUUUGAGUACCUUGAAAAUAGAAUAAACAAAGUCACGUGACACUGGUCUUGGAGUGACUGCUCGCUGUUGCUGUUGCAAAAAAGCUAAGUAUUGUUCUAUCUGUGUGCUUUUAAUUGUUUUACAGCUUUCUUUACUACAAAGCCUGUUUCCAUAU
Molecule: messenger RNA, 5404 nt
Organism: Nerophis lumbriciformis (worm pipefish)
Lineage: Eukaryota; Metazoa; Chordata; Actinopteri; Syngnathiformes; Syngnathidae
Product: receptor activity-modifying protein 3-like
Biological process (GO): receptor internalization; cellular response to hormone stimulus; protein localization to plasma membrane
Cellular component (GO): membrane; cell surface; signaling receptor complex
Molecular function (GO): coreceptor activity
Source: RefSeq, a predicted model, not a curated record